CGUGGGGACAAAUUCAUCGAAGAAGAGGGGUGGCGUCGGUCCAACUCCCCCUCUCAAGCGUACAUUCUCAGCGAUGUCUAGUGUACAAAGGCAGCUCGUACUCAAUAGAUACCAUAAAGAUUCCAAGGGCCCUUUUAUGGUACACAUCGAAACAUGCCGUCCACAACCCUCUUCUACAGGAGAGGAUGGCCCUGAGAAAGAACGUAACACAGGUAAUGAUGCUAAUCGAUUUGUCGAGGCCUUCCGGGAAGUCGCUGAUAGAGUAACCCCUUGCGAACAGUGGACAGCGCAUGUCCCGUCGUUCAGGGUGGUCAAGCAGUUUGUUUUGAAAGGUGUUGACGAGGAGGAAACUGUCGAGGAGUUGUUGGCCGGUCUUCGCCCCCCCCCCUCUCCCGGGUGGGGCCAAGAGUGGGUUCCUCCUUUUGAGGCAAUCAGAAUCACUCGCAGGGAAAAGGGAAGCGCCACCUCCAGCCCUAGGGGGUGGAAUGCCAAGUUCUUCCGUACCUCAGAGAUCAACCGUGGCUAAUCCGAGGAUGCCCUCCCCUCGGGUCGGGUCCGUUCCCUCCCCUGAGGGUUCAGACGGUCCUCUGUACAACUCUUCACCCACUUCUAACCUCUCCUAUGCAGAGGUUAUCUCUCUAAAAUCUCCUCUCCCCUCAGUACGCUUCCCACCUGUGUGGAGAAACAACAGAGGAAGAGUAACCUUCUCCUUCUCUUCUUCCUCAAACAAAAGAUCUUCAAUUAAUCACUCUCUCAUAGACUCUAUCGCUCAGAAAAUAUCUUCUGGCAGUAACUCAUCUGAAGAUAAACCUUCCAAACCUUAAGAAUAAUUAA
Molecule: messenger RNA, 834 nt
Organism: Pseudomyrmex gracilis
Lineage: Eukaryota; Metazoa; Arthropoda; Insecta; Hymenoptera; Formicidae
Exons: 3
Coding region: 74-526 (150 amino acids)
Source: RefSeq, a predicted model, not a curated record